UCCGCGCGGUCGUUUCCGAGGCGCCUCUCACGUCCCGAGGGAAUUUUGCAACUUUCAUUACACAUUUAAUUGACAGCACCAUAAAGUUAUUUUUGUAAGACUAUUUAGUUGAGUAAUUGUUCGUGGGUAAGCAUAGUGAAUGGUGCGGUGAGAAAACUUUUUGAAUUUUGUAAAAAAGUUUGGAGUUCAAUCAAACAUCAAUUUGUAUAUCAAGAUGACUUGACGAGUGUCCGGUAUUUAUUUGAGCGGCGCAGGUGGUCCGAUAAAGCAAAUAAAGAUGUCAAACAAAUCACAGACACUUUUGGAUAUAUUCCAAGAGAUACUGGCGGCGUCUGGUAACUCUUCGGACAGCAGUUUCAAUGAGACGCAGAUUCUAUCCGUCCUCCGGGAACAGACGAGUAAGGGAGUCGGUAAUGAGAACUUCGAAGCUAUCCUGGUGAAGAUGAUGAGGGACGCGAGGUCGAGACUCAAUCUGACAUUGAAGCCGGACACGUGUGGCUACUGCGAGGGAGAUUUUAGAGAUAUAAUUAUGGCGUAUAAUGGUAUACACGGAUACGUGAGCUUGUUGGUAUGCACGAUCGGCGUGAUAGCGAAUACCAUGAACGUGGCUGUUCUCACGAGGAAGGACAUGGCGGCGGCCCCCAUCAACAGGCUGCUGAAGUGGCUCGCGGUGGCCGAUGUCUUCGUCAUGCUGGAGUAUGUGCCCUUCGUUAUAUACAGAUAUCUGGUUCUGCCGGGGAAGUGGGAUUUCCCUUACUCAUGGGCGAUGUAUUUGUUGUUCCAUAUGCAUUUUGCACAAAUACUACACACAGCGUCCAUAUGUUUAACGCUGUCUUUGGCUAUAUGGAGAUAUAUUGCUAUAAAAUAUUCAGAUAGGAGUCACGUCUUGUGUACGGAGAGGAGAUGCAGUAUCGCGAUACUCACUAGUUUCAUAUUACCACCGAUUUUGUGCACUCCUACAUUUAUGGUGUUUGACAUUCAUACGAAAAACGUGACUGAUGUCAACGGAAACCCAGACAUCGCCUACCACGUCGACUCUGACUACCAGGGCACAUUGUACCAGGCCAAUUUUUGGGUGCACGCCGUAGUUAUUAAACUAUUACCGUGUUCCAUUCUGACAGUUAUCAGUAUAUGGUUGAUCCGAGCACUGUAUAGUGCGAACCAGCAUCAGAAGAAUUUGAGAAACUACAGCGCAUGUCCAGCUGCCGAGAAAAUGGUCAAGAGACAGAACAAAGCAGACAAAAGAACCGACAGGACAACAAAGAUGUUGCUGGCAGUAUUACUCCUCUUUCUUGUGACGGAGUUGCCUCAGGGCAUUCUCGGUUUGAUGAGCGGUCUGCUGGGCUGGUGUUUUUUCAAAAGAUGUUACGAUUUGUUUGGGGAGUUGAUGGACUUUUUGGCGCUGUUGAAUGGGGCUAUUAACUUUAUAUUAUACUGCUCCAUGUCGAGACAGUUCCGGCAGACGUUUAGGCAGUUGCUGCUGCAGCCACCGCUGGCCAGGUUCAUGCCUCCGACGAUGUCUCAUUCCGACUCCCACAAUCAAAACACGUGCACAGAAAAGGUUAAAAGAUAACUACAGCCCAGCUUCGGUUUGACUGUGAAUAGCAAAGACUUCAGUCCCGUGAGGGCAAACCGACGGGAGAAAUCCUGUGAUGUGUGAACAUGUCCUGUAGCUGGCGGCGAUGUCUCUCAAGGCACCAACCAGUAUGCGAUCCAAUGUUGAAAAAUUUAUAAAAAUAACGGGCCAAACGACAAAAAGCAGUCCACAUCGCUGCGACUAUUAGAAGUACCAUUGAAACGACAUUGUUAUAGAAGAAGUGAAGUACCAUUGAACGACGUAUUCUAUGGAGACAAUACGAGCAUCGCCUAUUUGGGACUAGCAAUUGUUAACGUUUUAGAGAAAAACCAAAGGUUUUCUAUUGUACGUAAUAAAUUGUAGCAGCUGUGCGCGGCGCGCUUCAGUACUGCGAUUUUACUGGUUGUAGAUUUAGUGGAACAUCUUUUAUGCUCUCAAAUCUAUGUAUGUAUGUUUAAUUGUCUAAUAUUAUUCUAAUGCUUAGUAAUAUAAUAUACAGGUUUCAUUAUUGCCUGAAAUAUGAAUCUAAUUGCUACAGUAAAAUCAGUGUUCAUUAUUAAAUCUGAUUACUUAAUUAAGGUGCGUAGGAUGAAAUCCUAGAUAGGUAAAAAAAAAUAAAAAUAUCCGAACUAAAACAAACUCCAUUAGUUCACAGAGAGCUGUAGUUGCAUUUCGAAACGUUGUAUCAAUUAUAAGUUCACAUCGAAAUUCAGCGUCCAUUUGUAAUAAGGUUAAUUAGGUAGGAAUAUCUUUUAUUAUUUAUUGAAUAUCAUUUAGAUGUAAUAGGAAGUGCUAAAGAAAUGUAUCUGUAUCAUUGUUAGGACGUAAUUAUGUUGAAGAUAUUAUAACCCAAAGAGAAUUAAUUUUAUGUGUAUAGAUAUUUUUUUUAUACAAGUAAGUUAAAAGAAGGUGGUGUAUGAUAAGAACAAACGGCUAAUUAUCUCAAAGGCCAUAUACAUUGAGUAUACUGUGAAAAUAUACAGUGCAACCUCGAUUAACAAAUCGGAAGGGAACAAGUAAAUAUUCGUUAUAUCAAGUAAUUCGUUGAACUGAGGUUUGUUAUGUUGAGGUUAGGUUGGUCUAAAAUUCGUUAUAAAGAGGUAAAAAAAUAGUUUUAUUCACCUCAACAUUACGUUCUUAUCUUUUUAUAGCGAACAACUUCCACUAAUAAAUAAAAAUACAUUUUAAAAAAAUUACUGUGUGUAUAGUAUAUAUUUAAAAACAAUUAGGUAGGUUACAAUUUUUUUCUUACACAAUUAAUCCAAAUUAAAUGCAGUAAAAUCCGUAAAAGUAGGUGCAAAGAUUAUGUAGGUGAUUUAAUGUUUAUUUCAAAGAUUCGCACAACAAACUUUCUUCUGAAAAUUUAUCUUUAAAUUUUAAAAUUGUAGCCAAUGUACUUGCGGGAAUCCCGAACUUAUUAGCUAUGUCUAAUUUUUUCGUAAUACAUAAUUAAUGAUGGUUCGCUUUUCUGUGGCCGAUAAGAAACAUCUUUUACGUUUCUGAACCAUAUCAACUUGAAUCUUUAACAAUAGUGACGAGCAGCAGUGUUUACAUUACUUUCCAUCAAACAACAAUGAUUGUUUUACGAACAAAAACAUGUCGAAACCUGUCGCGACAUGAAUCACAUACUAUGGGAUUAAGAAUCAUACAUUGGAUCUUUAUAUAAAGGUUUGGGUUGACAAAAUUCGUUAAUUAGAGGUAUUUAUAUUUUUUCUUUAUAGUUGAAAAUUCGUUAUAAAGAGGUUGAUCGCUAAAAAUGUUCGUAAUGUAAAGGGAUAUUUUACAUUGACUUUUAUGGACAAUUCAAGGGGAUUACGAAGAUUUUGUUAAAUCGAGGAAGUCGUUAUAUCGAGGUAGCACUGUAUUUUGUUUAUUCCCCAUCUUUCAUUCUAGUGAAGACCCAUAGACUUUGCAAGUAUUGUGGAUCUUACAGAACUCGAGAUAAUCAUAACAUAGACCUUAAUGUUGUAGGAGAACUUUGUUUCUGAGAACUAUCAUGAAUAUUUGAAUACCAAUAGUUUUGAUUAUAUACCAUUGUCAUUCAUAUAUUUUAACAGGUAAAUUACGUUAACUUGUGUGUUGUAAAAUUUCUUUCUUACCUGUUGUACACAUUAAUAUUUUUCUGUAAUGAUUUUUUAUUUUAAGAUGUAAAGCGACAGUUAUCUUUACCGUCAUUAUGAUUUUAGUAAUUGAGAUUUUUUUAUUUAUGCUAUAGAUAAUUUAGAUUAAUUAUUAAAUGUGCUUAUUGUAA
Molecule: messenger RNA, 3827 nt
Organism: Amyelois transitella
Lineage: Eukaryota; Metazoa; Arthropoda; Insecta; Lepidoptera; Pyralidae
Gene: NGR-A8
Product: G-protein coupled receptor dmsr-1
Exons: 8
Coding region: 278-1573 (431 amino acids)
Biological process (GO): G protein-coupled receptor signaling pathway
Cellular component (GO): membrane
Molecular function (GO): G protein-coupled peptide receptor activity
Source: RefSeq, a predicted model, not a curated record